Ruditapes philippinarum (Manila clam) is the source of this 1379-nucleotide messenger RNA. Its product is annotated as 17-beta-hydroxysteroid dehydrogenase 14-like. Gene Ontology annotation, molecular function: estradiol 17-beta-dehydrogenase [NAD(P)+] activity. The record is from RefSeq and is a predicted model, not a curated record. Bases 819 to 1283 code for a protein of 154 amino acids. The transcript has 6 exons. Gene Ontology annotation, cellular component: cytosol. Gene Ontology annotation, biological process: steroid catabolic process. NCBI's taxonomy places the organism in Eukaryota, Metazoa, Mollusca, Bivalvia, Venerida, Veneridae.
UAAGUAAGUACUGCUGAAGUCUGUUUUCUCCUUCUGACUCUAAAGUAAUGUUUAUUGGUAAUUCACCAAGGCUUCUAUGUAUAGUUGAGUUUAUAUAAAAGAAUAAUAUUUCCGAGCAAGUCAACAUAACGGUCGGUUCUGUUUUUCAUCAAAAAGUUAACACAGACAGUGCAAUAUUACAAGCAGAUAUUAUGAUGUUACGAUUUAAAGCAACUGAGUCUAAAUAUUGUUUUGAAAAGCCGUUUGCUUACGUAUCAUCAAAAUAUAAGUAGACUAUACAUGUACUAAAAAGAACAACUUUUUAAAGUUUUAUAUCCUUGUGAUUAUUGUCUGAAAAUUUCUUACAAUCUUCAUGUAAAAUUUUAGAUUUCUCAUUAUCAUUACAUAGAUUCUAACACCAGAUAGAACAUAUUACAAUGCUAGAUCAAACUUUAGUUUGUUACAAAUGCCACAGCGUCAUUAACAUGAUAUUUAUUUAAACGUAGAGCACAUAUUUAAAACUGCAAAUGGUACAUAUGAAUUAGAAAAUUAGGCAUAAAGUAGCAAAACUGCUAUACCAAAAGAAAAUAUUGCAUUAUUAUAAUUAUUUAUUUACCAAACUUAUAUAGCGCCCUUUUCAUAUACACGUUCAAAGGCGCUUUACGGUGAUAUACACUAAAUUACUAAAUAACAAUUAACACUAUCAUCAAUAAAAGUAAAAAAGUUUUAAAACAAUAAAUGUAAAACAUAUUAAAAAAACAAUUGUGUAAAAAUGUAAUAUUAAACUAGCCGUUUGAAGUUCAAACAUUAAAUAUCAAAGUCAUACGAUAAAAAAAUGCAUGUGCAAAUUUUCAUAUUAUUUCAUAAACCAGGCAGCAGUUGAAGCCACGAUUGAUAAAUUCCAGAGGAUAGAUUGUCUAGUGAACAAUGCUGGUUGGCACCCACCUGCAAGAACUAUAGACGGGUUUUCGUCAGAGGAAUUUCGAAAGUUGUUGGAUUUAAAUCUUAUAGGAUACUUCCUUGCUUGUAAGUUUGCUUUGCCUUAUAUUCGAAAGACAAAGGGUUCAGUAGUAAAUAUAUCUAGUGGAGCUUUCACGGUCGGUCAACCUGACGCAGUGACGUAUGUUGCUACAACGGGUGGAAUUGUUGGUAUGACACGUGCUCUUGCAACAGAUGAGGGAAGGCAUGGUGUACGAAUGAAUUCGAUAUCGCCUGGAUGUGUUUGGACACCUUUAUUCGAAGAAUGGGCAAAAACAGCAGAAAAGGGAGAGAUGGAACAAAUAAAAGAUAUAAGUAUUCUGUGACGGUUUGCCGAUCCACGUGAGAUCGGAAUGGCAUGCCUAUUUUUAGCAGCUGAUGCAACUUUUACAACCGGUGAAGAUCUUAGUUGUACUGCGGGA